AGCAAAUUUGGCGGUGCAUGUUCAGUCUAUGCAUGCAGUAGAACUCCGAUUGGAUGGGUGAUAGGGCGCCUAUGCAAAGGCGCAUUACCCCUCAUCUGGACGUAAAUUCAACAAAGCAUAAGUAUCCGUAUUUUGGAUUUAUUGCUGGUAUGUAUCCCAGCGAUGGAAGUGGUUGUUGGUGUGUGUUGUUGUUGUUAUUCUCCAAUCAUGAGUUGCCGCCCCUGGUUUUAGGGAACGAAGGGGAGGCACUGGAAUGUGCAAGCAACUCCCAAAUGAACACUCAGGGUUUCCCUUCCCUCCUCUUCCUCUGAGGUGAGCUAGCUCACUGGAAGUUCUGGAGGGAUGCCCCAAUACUCAGUAGCGUGCGAAUGGUGGGUGAC
Molecule: messenger RNA, 380 nt
Organism: Aspergillus brunneoviolaceus CBS 621.78
Lineage: Eukaryota; Fungi; Ascomycota; Eurotiomycetes; Eurotiales; Aspergillaceae
Exons: 1
Coding region: 54-311 (85 amino acids)
Source: RefSeq, a predicted model, not a curated record